UUAUUUCAAUGAAUAUUUACGAUAUUAUAAAUUGACAUUAACCUCAAAGUGAACUCACAUUUGAUAUAUUUUUUUAUUUUCAAAAAUAGGUACAAGAAAUGGAAACAAAUAAUAUAGAAGAAUCAAGUUCUUCAUCGUGUAAUAAAAAUAGAACAACCAAGGAGCAAUUUGAUAUAUGCCCGGGCCCAAUUUGUAUGAUUGUGCUUGGAAUGGCGGGAAGUGGUAAAACUUCAUUUGUAAAACGACUAACACAAUUAGGAAAUUUACAAAAUAUGAAGCCCUAUGUCAUUAAUUUGGAUCCUGCGUGUCAAGAAGUACCAUACCAUGCCAAUAUUGAUAUUCGUGAUACUGUUAACUAUAAAGAAGUAAUGAAGCAAUAUAAAUUAGGUCCGAAUGGGGGAAUUGUUACGACGCUCAAUCUCUUUUCCACGAAAUUUGGUCAGGUUAUCGACCUGGUGAAGAAAUCUGGAGCUAAUCAUAAAUAUUGUGUUAUCGAUACCCCAGGACAAAUCGAAGUAUUUACCUGGUCAGCAUCUGGAACUAUAAUCACGGAAGCAUUAGCUACAACAUUCCCAACGGUCGUUAUCUAUGUAAUGGAUGUUCCACGAUCGAAAUGCCCAACUACAUUUAUGUCCAAUAUGCUGUAUGCUUGUUCCAUUUUAUAUAAAGCCAGAUUGCCUUUCAUCGUUGUCAUGAACAAAAUUGAUAUUGAAGAUCAUUUAUUUGCUUUGGAGUGGAUGCAAGAUUUUGAAGCAUUUCAAGAAGCUCUUGAAUCUGAACAAACAUAUAUAAGCAAUUUAACUCGCACAAUGUCGCUUACAUUAGAUGAAUUUUACCGAGACUUGAAAAGCUGUGGAGUAUCGGCAAAGACUGGUGCUGGCUUUGGAAAGUUAUUUGAUUUGGUUGAAGAAGGUGCUAAAGAAUAUUUAGCAGACUAUAAAGCCGAAUAUGAAAAACUGCGACAUGGGAAAUUAACUGAAGAAAGAAAUACAGCUGCAAAGCAUUUGGAUGAAAUUAAAAAAAGGAUGAAAUCUGGAAAAGAAAUUCCGAUGGCAAGCUUUAUAACAGAAGUAUCGACUGGUCGUGAGCUAUCGGAUAUUUACUUGAAGCAUCCAGCAAACGAAAUGAGCUCAGAAGAUGAAUAUGGUACCGAAGAUAUGGUGGCAAAUGGAGACGAGGAAAAAGAAGAAGAAGGUUUCAACAAAUUCAUGGCUGAACAGAUGGAAAAACAAAAGGAAAAAAUUAAAAUCUCUUCAGUGACACAGAAUUUUUAGAAAUAUCUAAAAAUAUUUGAUAUGUACUUUAUAAUAACUAAAUAAUAUAAACACA
Messenger RNA from Contarinia nasturtii (swede midge), 1329 nucleotides. Its product is annotated as GPN-loop GTPase 1. Bases 99 to 1274 code for a protein of 391 amino acids. NCBI's taxonomy places the organism in Eukaryota, Metazoa, Arthropoda, Insecta, Diptera, Cecidomyiidae. Gene Ontology annotation, molecular function: GTPase activity. The transcript is spliced from 4 exons. The record is from RefSeq and is a predicted model, not a curated record.